This is a messenger RNA of Blumeria graminis f. sp. triticale, 1851 nucleotides long. NCBI's taxonomy places the organism in Eukaryota, Fungi, Ascomycota, Leotiomycetes, Helotiales, Erysiphaceae. The record is from the annotation of a GenBank genome assembly.
AUGUCUGAAGUUGAAUCACAAGAAACAACUACAAGCAUCGAACCUAACAUAUCUCCAGAUGAUUUAAAUAUUAGUCUUGAAGUUCUUUACCAAAAACUACAGGAUCUCGAGCUAAUUGAGCAAAAAGUAUUCGGUUGCGUGGAUAAUUCACAUGGCCGUACGUUCUUACAGAACCUUGAGACACAAAAUGAUGAUACCGAUGGCCAAAAAGCCUCUCAGACUAACUCUUCCGAUACCUUGCUUCACAAAGCUGGUCGUGAGAAGAUUAGAUUUCUAAAAAAUAUGAUCGACAAUAUAGACACCUUGCGUGGAAUGAUUCGAGACAAGACUAAGAUUAUCGCCAGAUCGCAUAUUAGACAACUAAAUAUUCUUGAUCUUCCUGAUGAGCUACUUAUUCGAAUCUGCGAAGAAGUACAAGGUAGAGAAGAAUGUCAUAUAAAGUAUAUUCCCGAUGCAAAUAUUGGCAUACAAGAAGUCAAAAACCUGCGACUAACGUGCUGGAAAUUCUGCAAUGUGAGCUCUCAUCUUCUAAUCAGCUGCGUACAUGUGGAUCUAGAAGCAAACUCGAUAGCUCACCUUGAUGAAGUUUCACGACAUCCAACAAUUGCAAAGGGUGUUGAGGUUGUUCAGAUAAACAUGCUGUACUAUGAUUCUAUUCUAGAGGAAGACGUGGAGACUUUUGGCGACUUUCAUGCGCGACAACUUCAUGACGUUACUGAGUGUGUAGAGGAUAUGGCUUCCCAUGAUGUUGAUCUUUUUGCGGGAACGCCUAGCGAAGUUGUUAAUAGCGCCAUCCAAAAAGGAUGGGCCAUUGGAAACGCCUGGUUUGAUUAUGUCAAUGACGAUAGUGAAAAUAAGCCUACGGACAAGUGUGAGGGAUAUCAAAAAAUACUUCUAGCGGCAUAUGAGCAGUACAGGCAAAAGUAUGCGGCACAGGAAAAGCUCCUAAAGAGCGGAGAUCUGCCCCGAGUAGUUGCUGCGUCAAUGGCAAGAAUGCACAACGCUACCCGACUCGACCUACACAACUCUGAAUUCACAAGAAGAUAUCGUAGACCUGACUAUUUAACUAUGAUUAAUAAUGAGGAAAGUCUCAUUAAAAGCACACUUUUCCCCAUAACCUGGGAGAAGGGGAUGCGCUUUGAGCUUGGAAACCCACCACUUGAACUUCUAUUUCAAUUACCAGCAGCCAUUUAUGAAGCUGGUGUUUUCCUGAGCACCCUCGAAAUAAGAGCUCCACCCUGUGACUUCUUAUCCUUGGCUUCAGAUAAAGAAUCCCUCCAAAAAGUUAAGGAUGCGACGCAGAGACUCAGAAACUUCUCAUAUGACCCGAGAGUAUCGUACUGCUCGGGACUUUGGUCAGCUGAGGAGUCUAACGAAAUUGAAGCCCUGGGUGAAUACCUAAACGCGCACCUUCAGUCUCCCCUUCUUGAAGAUAUCAGACUUUCAUGUGACUUCCUACAAAUUGACGCAGUCCCUCCUUGGUUUAACCUAGGUGUUGUUCUUACCCGUAAUCAUUGGCCAAGACUUAAAAUUAUAUCUUUGACUGGAUUAGCCUUUCACUUCUCCGAACUUGAGAUAUUCAUCAAUCAAGUUCAGAAGCCACUCACCGUCUGGUUUCGACGUCUGCAUCUUUUAAGUGGUACUUGGUCCAAGGUACUCGAUAUUUUACGAGGAAAAGUUGGAUCUUAUCCGACAAUAGAGGAUCUAUCAGGUGGAGAAUUCGAUGAUAUGUCGGAUGAAGAAAAAGAGGAUAUCUUGGGAAAGGCGAAAGUUGGCUGGGACAUGAACAAAGUGGAACUAUAUGUUCUUUCAAUUUACGGGCCUCCUAAUCCUUUUAAAAAAAAUUCAUAG